AUGCGGGCGGGCUAGAGAGGCCCGGUGUGGCCGGGUGGGGAGAGGGAGGACCGAGUAUGGAGGACGAGCAGAGCUUCUCGGAUAUCAGUGGCGGGCGCCUGUCCUUGCAGCGCCGCUACUACACCCAGUCCUGCCGGGAGUUCUGUCUCAACUGCCCUCGGCUCUCGUUGCGGUCGCUCACCGCUGUCACCUGCACCGUGUGGCUGGUGGCCUACGGACUCUUCGCCCUCUGCGAGAACAGCAUGAUCCUCUCUUCUGCCAUCUUCAUCACCCUCAUAGGCUUGCUUGGAUACCUCCAUUUUGUGAAGAUUGAUCAGGAGACUCUUUUAAUCAUUGAUUCCCUUGGCAUCCAAAUGACUUCGUCCUAUGCCUCAGGCAAAGAAAGUACCACCUUCAUUGAGAUGGGCAAGGUGAAGGAUAUUGUCAUCAAUGAGGCCAUUUACAUGCAGAAGGUUAUAUACUACCUCUGUAUUUUAUUGAAGGAUCCGUUGGAACCACAAGAAAUAUCCCAAGUAGUACCCGUCUUCCAGACUUGUUUUAUAGACUUACAGUGUUGGAGAUUUGGCCUCAUAAUGAACAACUUCACCAUACUUUAGAGUGCCAAGCCCCGCCUGGACUGCUUGAUUGAAGUUUACAGGAGCUGCCAGGAGGUCCUGGCAAACCAGAAAGCCACAUCAACAAGAUCAUGAGGCCCAGCACGGAGGCCAGUAUUGUCUUCCAUGGGAGAUGACUCCUAAGCCAUAGUGGCUCAUUUAUUUUCUGUAUUCUAAGCCGGCAAGAGGACACAGUCCAGGCAAACAGUAUCGAUGCAGUGGAUUCCAGAGCCUUAGGACAGCCGACUGGAAAGCUAACUCGAUGUGUGCUGCUGAACAACGUGCUUACGUGUAUUUCAGUGUUGCCCUUGUACAGUUUUAUCUGUGUCUCCCACUGAUGGGAGACCUUUAGAAACUAUGCCAGUACUCAUGCUGACAAAGAAUACAAUGUGAACGAUUAGAAUUUAUGGAGCAAGACAGUGGGAAACUGAUGUCAGAUCUCCUAAGAAGGAUACAUAUUUUAAAAAUUAUUUUGUCUUAUUUUAAUGAGACAGACAGAGAGAGAGAGAGAGAGGUAGAGCACUGCUCAGCUCCGACUUAUGGUGGCUCUGGGAAUUGAAACUGGAACCUCAGAGCCUCAAGCAUGAGAGUCUUUUUGCAUAACUAUUAUGCUAUCUCCUCCCAGUCAACAGAUAUAAUUUCUAACUUCAUAGUAUCCCUGGAUAAAAGUGAAGAAAAAGUCAAGCUCAUUAGGAACUGGUUAGCAGGAAGAAGAAAUGCCCUACAAGACUAGUCCCUGCCUACAUGUCCUGUGUUCUAUACAGGCUUAAUUUGUGACGACUCUCUAAAUAAACAGAUAUCAUUCUAAAAGAUACACAAUAAUCUCUUGGUUCACAGGUAGCUGCCUAUUUUUUUUUUUUUUUUUUUUUUUUUUUUUUUUUUUCCUAUUUUUUUUUUAUUGAAACACACGAUCAUGGCAUUUCGGUCACAUGCACUUAGGAACAUUAGUACUCUUCCGUUGCUCAGUACUGUCAACAGGUUAAAAAAAUUACUGCCAAAAGGAGUAAGUCAGAAAGAAAUUCAACUUUGGUUUCCAGACAUGUUAAAGAAAGAUAAACAGACAAACUACUGAAAUCUUUGUUAUAGUUUCUUGUCUAUAAAAUCAACAGAUUAAAAGAGUACUCCUGCAGGUUAGAGAAGAGGGUGGGGAAAAUAGCUUAGCCCCUAAUUUAGUAUGACCAUGACUUUAUUCUUAUACUUUCUUCAGAAUCCUUUUUUUUUUUCCUUUUAAGUCCUGGGUAGAUAAUAAAUCCUCAUUGGCCUCAGAAACAUUCAAGAUAUUAUGGAACCAGAGUUGUAAUCUUUCCCUUUUACACCACCUGUGGAGAGUUUUCCAGGAGCCUCUGUACCUGUGAUUUGUGACUUGUUUGAGGUAGAAAUGUCUUAGAUCCCAAAUUCUGGGGAUGAGGGGCAUAAGACAAGAACAGAAAUGGGAGACAAGUAGUGAAAUUGCCAUCCCUGAAAAGUGACAUCCACUUAGAUGAGACAGAAACUCUGCUCUUCUUUUCCUCAGAAAGGGGAAGUCCUCGAGCUACUGAGGUGUUCAGAUGAACUCGCUCCGCCUUGUAGUGUUGGCUGUGUGCAACACACACAUUGUUGGAGUUAAAGGCUUGGUUCUUUAUUACUACUGCAAAAGCCAUACAAUUCUUAGCACUUUAUUAAAAAAAAAAAAUGGUAAGACUGCCUUGAAGCAAUGAAAUAAAACUCAAGUUUCUUCAAUGUCAA
This is a messenger RNA of Erinaceus europaeus (western European hedgehog), 2318 nucleotides long. RefSeq names its product phosphatidylinositol glycan anchor biosynthesis class H (gene PIGH). NCBI's taxonomy places the organism in Eukaryota, Metazoa, Chordata, Mammalia, Eulipotyphla, Erinaceidae. Bases 57 to 596 code for a protein of 179 amino acids. Gene Ontology annotation, cellular component: glycosylphosphatidylinositol-N-acetylglucosaminyltransferase (GPI-GnT) complex. The record is from RefSeq and is a predicted model, not a curated record. The transcript has 5 exons. Gene Ontology annotation, biological process: GPI anchor biosynthetic process.